GGGUUGCGCGUUGCCAUUCGGAGGCAGGGCGGCGCGGGGAGCGGAUGGUGGUGACUGCGGGUCCUGUGCGCUGGAGGGGGAAGGAGCAAGAGCUGACUGGGAGCGCCUCCUCCCCACCUCAUCCUACCCCAUCCGGCUGCCUGCGCCCUCGUCGCGCCCCGCCGCCGGCCGCAGAGAGCGGGCAGCGCUGUACGAUGUGAGCGGUCGCGGGGCUCGGGCUGCGCCCCCGGUGCCCACGACGCUGUGGCGGGCGGCAAUGGCUAGAGCCUGGCGUGGGAGCAGCCGCUGGCACCGAUAGGAAGCGCCGGGGGCAGCUGGGCAGGCAGCGCGGAGACUCCCUCGGGCCGUGAAGCGCUUGUCCCGCCCCCUCUCUCUUUCCUCCCCCUCGUCUCCCUCCUCCUCCUCCUCCUCUUCCCCCUGCGGCCGGUGCAUGCAGGGCGCCGGUGGCCGAGGUCGGGCCCCUAGUAGCUGCUGGAACAGGCGACCAGCCGGGUCCUGCGCAUCCUCGCUAUGUCCUCCUCAUCCAGCUCCUCGCAGACCCCCGCCUCCCACCACCAGCCUCCGCCGCAGAGGAUGAGGCGCGGCGCCGCCGGGUCCCCCACUGCCGGCAGCGGCACGGUCGGGGGCCCCGGUAACGGCGCAGGGGGAGGCUCGGCGGGGACCAGUCGGCUGCUUCAGCCCAUCCGAGCGACCGUCCCGUAUCAGCUCCUGCGGGGCAACCAGCACAGCCCGACCCGGUCCCCUUCUGCCUCAGUGGGCAGCAAUACCGGGCCAGGGGGCGGCGGCGGGGGUCGUGGCGGAGGCAGCCCACCGCCGCCCAGCGCGACUCCGCCGUUGGCGGCGGGAGGCGGCGCGGCGGAGCCGGGCAGGGUGAAAGGCAGGCAGCGGCGUUCGCCCGAGAGCGGCGGCGGCGGCAGCAGGAGGAGCAGCUCACCUGAGAGACGGAGCCCCAGCUCUCCGGUGUACAGAGUGGACAGGCCAAAAUCCCAGCAAAUCAGAACUUCUGCUACCAUCAGGAGAACCUCUUCUUUGGACACAAUAACAGGACCUUACCUCACGGGACAGUGGCCACGCGAUCCCCACGUGCACUACCCUUCGUGUAUGAAAGAUAAAUCCACUCAGACACCAAGCUGCUGGGCUGAAGAGGGAGCAGAGAAGAGGUCACAUCAGCGCUCAGCAUCCUGGGGAAGUGCUGAUCAACUGAAAGAGCAGAUUGCCAAACUGAGGCAGCAGCUUCAGCGCAGCAAGCAGAGCAGCCGGCACAGUAAGGAGAAGGAGCGUCAGUCACCUCUCCAUGGCAACCACAUAGCAAUCAGUCAGACUCAGGCUUCUAUUUCCAGAUCAGUCCCUAUGCCACUGUCAAACAUUUCAGUGCCAAAAUCAACUGUUUCACGUGUGCCCUGUAAUGUAGAAGGAAUAAGCCCUGAACUGGAGAAAGUAUUCAUUAAGGAAAACAGUGGAAAAGAAGAAGUAUCCAAGCCUUUGGACAUCCCUGACGGCCGAAGGGCUCCGCUGCCUGCUCACUACCGCAGCAGCAGCACACGAAGCAUCGACACUCAGACCCCCUCUGUGCAGGAGCGCAGCAGCAGCUGCAGCAGUCACUCUCCAUGUGUCUCUCCCUUCUGCCCUCCUGAAUCUCAGGAUGGGAGCCCUUGCUCAGCAGAAGAUUUGCUCUAUGACCGUGAUAAAGACAGUGGGAGUAGCUCACCGUUGCCCAAGUAUGCCUCAUCUCCCAAACCAAACAACAGCUACAUGUUCAAACGAGAGCCCCCAGAGGGAUGUGAGCGAGUGAAGGUCUUUGAGGAACUGUCGUCUCGUCAGCCUGUCUCAGCCCCUCUCUUUUCAUGCCCUGACAAAAACAAGGUUAAUUUCAUCCCAACCGGGUCAGCUUUCUGUCCUGUAAAGCUGCUGGGCCCCCUCCUUCCCGCUUCAGAUCUGACGCUGAAGAACUCUCCAAGCUCUGGUCAAAGCACAGCUCUGAGCACCCUGACUGUUGAGCAGCUUUCGUCUCGGGUCUCCUUCUCAUCUCUGUCAGACGACACCAGCACAAUGGACUCCACGGAGGUCCCGGCACAGCAACCGUCCCCGCAGCAGCCGCCGCUCCUGCAGGAGAUCCAGCCCGAAGACCAUUCCUCUCCUCAGAGCUAUGUGUUGAUCUAGACUCAAGGUGGAGCAGGCCUCUGCCCUGAGGAGAUGGAGGAGGUGACCACUGCGUGAGGUCUCAGUUCCUCUGAGAAGGAAGGUGGAAACGCUUAGGCGGUGUCCAGAAGGAAAACCCAACCAGAGUUCUCUCAGCGUUGUUCUUGGCAGGGACAGAAUUCCUACUCAGCAUUCCUGGGGAGAGAGCAGCCAUGCCUGCAGAACCCAUGUGUCAUUAAAAAAGAGUUUUAAGUGGAGACUAUGCAUUCCAUAGUAUGUUUGACCAGAUUGAGUACUGUGUCCUGCGCUCUGUUUCCAGUUCCUCCAGUAUAAAUAAGCUCUAUGUGUAUAUAUAUAUUAAAAUAAAAGAAAACCCCAAACAAACAAAAAGAAGGAAAAAGAAAAAAGAGAAGGAAAAUAAAAGAGAAGGGAAAAAAAAAAAGAAUUAAAAAAAAAAGAGGAAGAAAAUAAAAAAGAAGGAAA
Messenger RNA from Pogoniulus pusillus (Red-fronted tinkerbird), 2622 nucleotides. It is a transcript of the gene GLCCI1, whose product is annotated as glucocorticoid induced 1. Gene Ontology annotation, cellular component: cytoplasm. NCBI's taxonomy places the organism in Eukaryota, Metazoa, Chordata, Aves, Piciformes, Lybiidae. The transcript is spliced from 8 exons. The coding region runs from base 511 to 2160 and encodes 549 amino acids. The record is from RefSeq and is a predicted model, not a curated record.